Messenger RNA from Mesitornis unicolor (brown roatelo), 1257 nucleotides. RefSeq names its product protein FAM198A-like. NCBI's taxonomy places the organism in Eukaryota, Metazoa, Chordata, Aves, Mesitornithiformes, Mesitornithidae. Gene Ontology annotation, cellular component: Golgi apparatus. The record is from RefSeq and is a predicted model, not a curated record.
AUGGCCUCACCAGUGACCCAGCAACCAUGGCGAAGGACAGGGCUGAAGUCCCCCACCCUGGUGGCCCUUGGGGUGCUGCUGGCCUUGGCCCUGCUGGCCCUUGCCCAACUGCCCCCACCACCAGACCAGUCUCCUCACCUGCCAUCAGCAUCGUCCCCCCUCAGUCCCUCGCAGGAAGUGGUUGCCACCCUCUCUGGGGGACAAACCCACAGUGAAAGGCCCCCCAUGCCCCCUGGUCACCCAUGGCAGGACCAGGCCCCUGGCUGGGGCAGGAGGCAGUGGCAGGGGGUAGCAGGGGAUGCUCCUCCAUGGCUCUCCAGUGAUGACCUCCAGAAGAUGCAGCUGCUGGCUGGUGGGCGAGUGGUCUCCAAAACCCGCAUCCCAGCGCACGGGCAGGUCCUGCGUGUGGGGCUGCAGGCCGUGGGGGAUGCCAAGGGGGACAUCUCGCCAGCCAUCCCAGAGGAGGACUGCCAGGAUGGGCGCUGUGGGCUCAUCAAGCGUCCUGGGGACCUCUACGAGGUGUUGGCCUUCCACCUGGACAGGGUGCUGGGGCUGAAAGCCGUGGCCCGGUGCUUCACCAGUCACCUCCUGCCCUACAGCUACACUGACGGCUCCCUGCGACCCAUCAUCUGGUGGGCGCCUGACCUCCAGCACCUGGAGGACACCAACAACGACCAGAACUCCUGCGCCCUGGGGUGGCUGCAGUACCAGGAGAUGCUGCAGCCCCGCGGAUUGACACCGGUGGCCAGGGAUGCUCCUUGCUCCAGCAUCCCACGUGGCGAGUGGAGCCGCCUGGCCCUCUUCGACUUUCUCCUACAGGUUCACGACCGUCUGGACCGCUACUGCUGUGGGUUUCAGCCCGAUGCCUCUGAGCCCUGUGUGGAGGAGAUGCUGCAUGAGAAGUGCCGAAACCCAGCAGAGCUGGUGCUGGUCCACAUCCUGGUCCGGAGGAGCGCACCAUCCCGCCUGGUGUUCAUUGACAAUGCGGGCAGGCCACAGCACCCUGAGGAGAAGCUCAACUUCAGGCUUCUGCAAGGCAUAGACAGCUUUCCAGCGGUGGCAGUAGCCACAUUGCGGUCAGGCAGGUUGCAGACCUUGCUGCUGAGGUCGCUGCACAUGGACCAGGAGUUUUGGGAGAGCCAGGGCGGCGUCGAGGGCCUGACACCCCUGCUUCAGACCAUCGACAGGCGGGCACGCAUCCUGCUGCAGUACAUCCAGGAGCACAACCUGACAGUGUUUGGGGACUCACCUCGCUGA